This is a messenger RNA of Acanthosepion pharaonis, 747 nucleotides long. Lineage: Eukaryota; Metazoa; Mollusca; Cephalopoda; Sepiida; Sepiidae. The record is from the annotation of a GenBank genome assembly.
AUGUUCUUUCUUUCUUUCUUUCUUUCUUUCUUUCUUUCUUUCUUUCUUUCUUCGUCCCCACACCAAUUGUUUCUUUCUGUUGUAAAAUUCGCUUCACUGAUGUUCUUUCUUUCUUUCUUUCUUUCUUUCUUUCUUUCUUUCUUUCUUUCUUUCUUCGUCCCCACACCAAUUGUUUCUUUCUGUUGUAAAAUUCGCUUCACUGAUGUUCUUUCUUUCUUUCUUUCUUUCUUUCUUUCUUUUUUUUUUUCUUUUUCUUCCUCCCACCAAUUGUUUCUUUCUGUUGUAAAAUUCGCUUCACUGAUGUUCUUUCUUUCUUUCUUUCUUUCUUUCUUUCUUUCUUUCUUUCUUUCUUUCUUCGUCCCCACACCAAUUGUUUCUUUCUGUUGUAAAAUUCGCUUCACUGAUGUUCUUUCUUUCUUUCUUUCUUUCUUUCUUUCUUUCUUUCUUUCUUUCUUCUUUCUUCGUCCCACUGUUAUAAAAAUUCGCUUGUUUCUUUCUUUGUUUCUUUCUUUUCUUUUUUCUUUCUUUCUUUCUUUCUUUCUUUCUUUCUUUCUUUCUUUCUUUCUUUUCUUUCUUUCUUUCUUUCUUUCUUUUUUCUUUCUUCGUCCCCCACACCAAUUGUUUCUUUCUGUUGUAAAAAUUCCUUCACUGAUGUUCUUUCUUUCUUUUCUUUCUUUCUUUUCUUUCUUUCUUUCUUUCUUCGUCCCCCACCAAUUGUUUCUUUCUGUUGUAAAAUUCCUUCACUGA